Messenger RNA from Macrosteles quadrilineatus (aster leafhopper), 2331 nucleotides. Its product is annotated as E3 ubiquitin-protein ligase RLIM-like. The transcript is spliced from 2 exons. The coding region runs from base 324 to 2252 and encodes 642 amino acids. NCBI's taxonomy places the organism in Eukaryota, Metazoa, Arthropoda, Insecta, Hemiptera, Cicadellidae. The record is from RefSeq and is a predicted model, not a curated record.
CUGGUCGGACGUUGUUGUUGUAAUGUAAAAUGUAAUGUAGUAGUAGGAAGGAGUUCAUCGUUCAUCAAAUCAAGUACACUUGUAUUAAUAUUGAGGAGAUACAGUAAACUUAACUUAAGUCUUAGUCAAGUCAGUCUUUUAGUGACUCACAGUGUGAAAGUCAAUUAGUGCAACCGCAACAUGAUUUACCUCUUUUCUAGAACAUUUUAUGUGAUUUUAAGCUUAUAAAUACUUUUUAAUGUUUGACUUCAGUUUAUAGUUAACAUGGUGUCCAAUUUUAAGUUUAACGUAUCGCACUCCUACUAAGGGUUAAGUGGUAAUCUAUGUUCAGAACAAGAAGGAGAAACGGAGAAGCUCUGAGGAACAAUAUUGGAGAUGACCAAACGCAGCCCAGGCCAGGAAACAUGGACCAAAGCUUAGCUCAGCACUCACAAGAAGAUAUAACUAACAGCAGUCGUUCAUCUCUUCCUAGAACCUGUAAACAGAAGAACCACAGUUCCGAACUAUCUUCAAGCAGUGGAAGUGAUGAUGAUGAGUUCCUCCAAUCAGCAAAGUUCAGACGCAGGAAUCAUUUUAGUGACUACGAGACGGGUGAGAGCUCUGAUAUGACACCGCGGAGAACAAGAGCUGGCUUGACAAAGAGAAACGUUCAGAAACAUGAUGAAAUGUCUAAUCAAAAUUGUGUUGAUUAUGACUCAUCAAGUGUUGAUAUGGAUUUUACUAAAAAAAAGGUCAAAAGACCAUUGACCUAUACUUCAAGUGAUAAUGACUCAUCAGACAGUGGUGCACCCAUUGGCUACAAAAGAUGUAAUAAACGGAUGAGAGUUCUCUCCAGUAGUGAGAGUGCCAGCUCUAGAAAUUCGGGCGAUGAAAAUGCUCUAACUACAGCCUCUAACGUGGACAAUCGAUUGCAAAGUAAUGAUUCGGAGAGUGACAGCGAAAUCGAUGUUGUGAGCCCAUUUCAUACUGUGAGAGGAAGAAAUUAUCCUGUCAUUGAAAGUGAUGAUGAUACAAGCUUAUACAUUCAAGACUUAUUGCAGGAAAGUGAUUCUGAACAAAACAAUAUUUUUGCUUCAUUGAUUGCAGAUGAGCUUAGUUUUCUUCGUGUUAGAAGGAGACUGCAACGACGACGUAGAGGACCAGUUGUGCAGAGGAACAUUACUAUUCCUGAAUCAGAUGGUCAUAAUAUGUGGUGGGUUACUACCCAAGGAGAAGAAAUAGAAGGCGUUAGUGAUGUAAUUUCACAUCAUCGUAGAGUAAGGGGAAGGAGAACUCCAGUUGUUGAAGAAAGUGAAGAUGAUAUGGAAUUAAAUGCUUCUCAAAAUAAUGAAGUAUUAGUUUCAGAAAGAGAAACUGUCAACAACCACUCUGGCAGUUUGGCUGGAAUCAGUGACAGCGAUACAGACAAUGUUAGAAGAAGAAGAAUUUCUGCACUUAAUAAUGAAAAUCAGGUUGCUACUAGAUCCAAUGCAAGAAGGAGAAUUAUGUCUUACAGGAACAGAAAUGUUUCUCAAAGAGGUGAUUCAUCAAGUUCAUCAAGAUCUUCUUCAGACUCUGAUGAUAGUGUUCCAGAAAGAAAUACAAGACUUCGUGGUAGAGUAACUGCCGAUUCAGUUGAGGAUGUGAAUGAUGUAAACAUCAGUUUGUCAGUAGCUCAAGAGAUACUUGCCAGUCGUAAUAUUAAACAAGAAGAAAGUAUUUCAGAUUCUGGGGAAGAAGAGUCAGAAAAGUGUCCAAUCUGUUUAACAGCUUUUAAAUUACAACAAAUUGGAAAACCUACAUCCUGUAACCACAUGUUUUGCUGCAAGUGUAUUAAGGAAUGGGCAACGAAAAGUAAUACUUGUCCAGUGGAUCGUAAGGAGUUCAAUAAACUUGCUGUGUUCAACAAAUAUGAGGGGAAAUUUAUUUGCGAAGUAGAUGUUGAAAAACCUGAACCAGAAGAUGAUUAUCCUUUAAGUGAUGAUAAUAUUGUGAGCCUUUAUGAGGUGGUUGCUGGUGCCGAUGCACUUGAUAUUGCCCUCUCUUUCAAUCAAAUUGCAGCCCUCUCUUUCAGUGAAAGUCUUGAAGAUGGACCAGAAGAGGUUUGUUACACAUGUGGUAGCAGUGAACAUCCCGAUCGAAUGAUAAGUUGUGACAGUUGCAACACUGUCUUUCAUCUAGACUGUGUUGAUCCUCCACUUGAAGAUAUACCUGCUAUGAAUUGGUAUUGCUCUGAUUGUGAUAUGCAUUCUGACUCUUCUGAUUAUGAUUGAAAAAAAGACUUUUGUUUGUCGUUAAAAAGUUAAACUAUAAUAUACCAUUUCAAGAAUUCAAUAAAUAUUUUAUUAAUAA